This is a messenger RNA of Ochotona curzoniae (black-lipped pika), 1878 nucleotides long. RefSeq names its product TNF receptor superfamily member 11a (gene TNFRSF11A). Lineage: Eukaryota; Metazoa; Chordata; Mammalia; Lagomorpha; Ochotonidae. Gene Ontology annotation, molecular function: cytokine binding; tumor necrosis factor receptor activity. Gene Ontology annotation, biological process: positive regulation of bone resorption; response to interleukin-1; mammary gland alveolus development. The transcript is spliced from 10 exons. Bases 1 to 1878 code for a protein of 625 amino acids. Gene Ontology annotation, cellular component: external side of plasma membrane. The record is from RefSeq and is a predicted model, not a curated record.
AUGGCCCCGCGCGCCCGGCGGCGCCGCCCGCUGCCCGCGCUGCUGGCGCUGUGGACCCUGCUCGCCCCGCUGCAGGUGAGCCUCCAGGUGACCGCUCCGUGUGCCAGCGAGAGGCAUUACGAGCAUCUUGGGCUGUGCUGCCACAAAUGUGAACCAGGGAAGUACCUGUCUUCUAAAUGCACUUCUACCUCCGGCAGCGUGUGCCUGCCCUGUGGUCCGGAUGAGUACUUGGAUACUUGGAACGAGGAAGAUAAGUGCUUGCUGCACAAAGUCUGUGACUCUGGGAAGGCCCUGGUGGCCGUGGACCCUGGUAACCGCACGGCCCCUCGAAGCUGCGCCUGCACAGCCGGCUACCACUGGAGCCAGGACUGCGAGUGCUGCCGCCGCAACACCGAGUGCGCCCCGGGCUUCGGCGCCCAGCAACCCUUGCAGCUGAACAAGGACACGGUGUGCAAGCCUUGCCAGGCUGGCUACUUCUCUGACACCUUUUCCGCCACGGAUGCGUGCAAGCCCUGGACCAAUUGUACCAUCCUUGGAAAGACGGAAGAACAUCACGGGACGGAAAAAUCAGAUGUGGUUUGCAGUUCCUCUCUGCCUUCUAGAAAACCACCAAACGAACCCGAGAUCUACCUGUCCACUUUGAUUAUUCUGCUUCUCUUCCUCUCGGUGGCAAUAGUCGCUGCUGUCAUCUUCGGUGUUUACUAUAGAAAACAAGGAAAAGCACUGACAGCUAACUUGUGGCACUGGGUCAAUGAGGCUUGUGGGCGCCUGAGUGGAAAUAAGGAGGCCACCGGUGACAGCUGCACCCACGCUCACGCAGCGCCAGCUGCCCCACGCCAGGCCGGUGAAGGUGUCUUCCUGCUGACCCUGGAGGACAAGCCGUUUCCUGAAGAUGUGUGUGACCCAGAAGGCGCCGGCUUCGUCUCUGCAGGUGCACUCUCAGGAGGCGGUCCCUACCCCCAGGGCCAGGAGGCCAGGGUGCUGUCCCUGGUCAGCGAGACUGACGUGGAAGGGGACCCCUUCAGGCAGAUCCCCACGGAAGACGAGUACGUGGACAGGCCCCUGCCGCCCCUAGAGGGCUUGCUUCUCCUCACGCAGCCCGGAGGCAAGUCCUUGCUGCCUUUUCCUGAGCCCCUGGAGGUGGGGGAGAACGAGAGCCUAAGCCAGUGCUUCUCCGGCACGGAAAGCUCCGUGGACUCAGACAGCUGCAACCUGGCGCCGCCCCCGUGCAGGGCAGAGUGGACGCCCCUGAGCCCCGACAAGUACCUGCAAGCAGAAGUGGAGGGCGGGACCUGCUCCAACCUGGCAAACUGCUGCCAGGGCUUCAGGAACCCUCCUGGGGAGGAUGGUGAGCCCCUCACGGAGUCCCCCAAACACGGACCCCUGCCCCAGUGCGCCUAUGGCAUGGGCCUGCCCCGCGAAGAAGGAGCCGGCAGGUCGGAAGGGGGCGAGCAGCCCGAGGACUGGGCCGAUGUGCGGCUUCCUGAUCCCGCCAGGGGAGGUGCAGGAUCCGGGAGCUCUGCGGGGGACCAGCCACCUGCUUCUGGAAAUGUGACUGGGAACAGUAACUCCACGUUCAUUUCCAGCGGGCAAGUGAUGAACUUCAAAGGCGACAUCAUCGUGGUCUACGUCAGUCAGACCUCGCAGGAGGGCACGCCGGGGCCGGGGGGCGCGGCCGCAGAGCCCGUGGGCCGCCCGGUGCAGGAGGAGACCCUGGCGCGCCGCGACUCCUUCGCCGGCAACGGCCCGCGCUUUGCAGACCCGGGCGCGGGCCCCGAGCUGUGGCCCGGCGGCAGCGCGGGGCUGCAGGAGCAGGGCGCGCCUGGACCCGAGAAGGCCUCAAGGCCGGUGCAGGAACAGGGCCAGGCCGAAGCCUGA